Molecule: messenger RNA, 2359 nt
Organism: Vicia villosa (hairy vetch)
Lineage: Eukaryota; Viridiplantae; Streptophyta; Magnoliopsida; Fabales; Fabaceae
Product: metal tolerance protein 11
Exons: 6
Coding region: 1050-2093 (347 amino acids)
Biological process (GO): monoatomic cation transport; transmembrane transport
Cellular component (GO): membrane
Molecular function (GO): manganese:proton antiporter activity
Source: RefSeq, a predicted model, not a curated record
UUUAGAUAUGUUGUUAUCAGCAAAGUUUUAAAUAACUGUCGGUGCUGAUUGUUGUCGUCGCGGUGUGAAUUAACUAAACUUUUGUGAUAUCGGUCGGUACAGGUGUUGCGGCACUGAUUGUGGUAGUUGUGGUGUGAAUUAACUAGACUUUCGCGAUAUCGGUCGUUACAGGUGUUGCGACACUGAUUGCGGUCGUCGCGGAACUAGGCUUUCGCGAUGUCGGUCGGUACAUGUGUUGCGACACUGAUUACGGUUGUCACGGUGUGAAAUUAACCAUAAUUAGUUAUUUAGAUAAAAAACGGUGAAUAAUGGUUUGCUGAUACCGUUUUGUCGUGGCAGUUUUCUUGAUCCGAACUCUUUUUUAAAACCUUGAUUGUCAAAUUUUUCUAUGAUAUUAUACACUUAAGCUCAAAUUUAUUGGGCAUUACGAACUUAAAACUCAUUAUAAUUUGAUUAAUAUUUGGGUAGUUCAUUUGGUACGUGUUAGUUGAGUUAAAUGAGGGCAAGCUGCUCCUCUAGGGUUCAAUCUCGUGAUAAGGCUCAGUUAUUGUUGUUAUUUUGACUAGGUUGAUAGAUUAUCAUUAUUUUCAAAUUUAUUCGACAUUACAAACUUAAAACUCAUUAUAAUUCGAUUAAUAGUUUGGAUAGUUCAUCUGAUAUGUGUUAGUUGAGUUAAAAGAGUGUAAACGGCUGGUUUAGGGUUCAAUAUCGUGGUAAGGCUUGGUUGUUGUUGUGACUAGGUUGAUACAUUUUCAUGAUUUUAGGGAUCAAAGUUGAAUAUAUUUAUAGGUGUGAACUGAUUCCUUCUGUUUUGUUUUUACUUUUAACUAUUUAAUUAAUUCUUUUUGGAAUCUACUUUUUUUAGUUGAGAAUCAUUUUUGUUUUGGAAUGGGAAUCUGCCAUUUGUUUUGUAUCAGUGGUUGUGGUUGAUUAUGAGGAAUAUGAUGCUGCAAUUUAUAUUCAGUUUGUUCUGUUGGCUCUUUAUAUAUGUAAAAUCUUUUGUGUUUCUCUUUGCAAUAAGUGUAAAACUUGUUUCAGUUUUCUGAAAGAUGCUAUCAAUGGAUGUAAUUUAUGGUCAAGAAGAUAAUAUUGCUGAGUAUUAUCAGCAACAGGUUGAAGUGCUAGAGGGCUUUACUGAAAUGGAUGCCUUAGCAGAGCGUGGUUUUAUUCCCGGAAUGUCAAAGGAGGAGAGAGACAAGUUAGCUAGGAGCGAGACGUUUGCCAUCAGAAUAUCGAACAUAGCAAACAUGGUUCUUUUUACUGCCAAAGUUUACGCAUCAAUCAGAAGUGGUUCCCUAGCCAUCAUUGCAUCCACUCUAGACUCUCUGCUGGAUCUCCUUUCUGGAUUCAUCUUAUGGUUCACUGCAUUUUCCAUGCAAACACCGAAUCCAUAUCAGUACCCUAUUGGCAAGAAGCGGAUGCAACCAUUGGGAAUUCUCGUUUUUGCCUCUGUCAUGGCAACACUGGGACUGCAAAUAAUUUUGGAGUCCGUCCGCACAUUAAUAUACUCUGAUAAUACCUUCAACUUGACCAGGGAUCAAGAGUGCUGGGUUGUGGGUAUUAUGCUUGCAGUCACUUUGGUGAAAUUCAUGCUGAUGGUUUAUUGCCGCUCUUUUACUAAUGAGAUUGUUAAGGCUUAUGCUCAGGAUCACUUUUUUGAUGUGAUUACUAAUCUGAUUGGCCUCAUUGCUGCACUUUUGGCCAAUUAUUUUGAUGAUUGGAUGGAUCCCGUCGGUGCUAUCAUUCUGGCUAUAUACACAAUUCGCACAUGGUCAAUGACGGUGUUGGAAAACGUGAACUCCCUGGUUGGAAGAUCAGCUGCACCAGAGUAUCUUCAGAAACUUACAUACCUUUGCUGGAACCACCACAAGGCUGUAAGGCACAUUGACACCGUUCGGGCUUACACAUUCGGGUCUCACUAUUUUGUCGAGGUUGAUAUCGUCCUACCAGCAGGCAUGCCUUUGCAAGAGGCUCACGAUAUAGGUGAAUCAUUGCAAGAGAAGCUUGAACUCUUGCCUGAGAUCGAGCGUGCUUUUGUUCAUCUUGAUUAUGAGUACAGCCACAAACCUGAGCAUGCUCAAGCUCAUUCUUAGCAGCAAUAUGGAAAAGCAAUGUCAACUUUUGUAUUUCAGUUGUGCUUUUCCUUCUCUCUUGGAUGUAAAUGUGAACAAUUUAGGUAGAUUUGAAUCUGUACUGACUGUAGAAUUGGAUUUGGGAUAUGUUGUGAAGCCUAUGAUGCAAGGAAAUUGUGUAUCUCCACUUUCCUACUUUAUAUUUCCCUUAUUACUGAGGUUUAUGGGGGGUUAUUUAUGAGGUGUGUAUAUAAGAUAUUACCUGCUAAUGUGAAUUUCUUUUUCCA